Alligator sinensis (Chinese alligator) is the source of this 4909-nucleotide messenger RNA. RefSeq names its product kinesin family member 21B (gene KIF21B). NCBI's taxonomy places the organism in Eukaryota, Metazoa, Chordata, Crocodylia, Alligatoridae. Gene Ontology annotation, molecular function: microtubule binding; ATP binding; microtubule motor activity. The transcript has 36 exons. Gene Ontology annotation, biological process: mitotic spindle organization; microtubule-based movement. The record is from RefSeq and is a predicted model, not a curated record. Bases 1 to 4893 code for a protein of 1630 amino acids.
AUGAGAAGGAUCCGUCCUCAGCUGUCAAAAGAGAAGAUUGAAGGAUGCCACAUUUGCACUUCAGUAACGCCAGGGGAGCCCCAGGUGUUGCUGGGAAAGGACAAGGCCUUCACCUAUGACUUUGUCUUUGACCUGGAAACGUGGCAGGAACAGAUCUACACUACUUGUGUUGGCAAGCUCAUAGAGGGCUGCUUUGAAGGCUACAAUGCAACUGUGCUGGCAUAUGGACAGACUGGAGCUGGUAAGACGUACACAAUGGGCACUGGCUUUGACAUGAACAUUUCUGAUGAGGAGCAGGGGAUAAUCCCACGUGCUAUCUCCCACCUCUUCAGCGGCAUCGAGGAGCGCAAGCGGGCAGCACAGGACCAAGGCGUGGCAGCCCCGGAGUUCAAAGUCAGCGCCCAGUUUCUAGAGCUGUACAAUGAGGAGAUCUUGGACCUGUUUGACAGCGCCAGGGACCCUGACUCCCGCCACCGGAAAUCCAACAUCAAAAUCCACGAGGAUGCUAAUGGUGGGAUCUACACAACUGGUGUCACCUCACGCCUCAUCAACACGCAGGAUGAGCUGAUCCAGUGCCUAAAGCAGGGGGCUCUGUCCCGCACAACAGCCAGCACCCAGAUGAAUGUCCAGAGCUCCCGUUCCCAUGCUAUCUUCACCAUCCACUUGUGCCAGAUGAGAGUCUGUGCCCGCCCAGACCUGGUGAAUGGGGAAGUGAUCUGCCCCCCAGACGGACCCCAGCCCACCAAUGAAUAUGAGACCCUCACUGCCAAGUUCCAUUUUGUCGACCUGGCUGGCUCAGAGAGGCUGAAGCGGACGGGUGCAACGGGCGAGAGAGCCAAAGAAGGGAUCUCCAUCAACUGUGGUCUGCUGGCCUUGGGAAAUGUCAUCAGUGCCCUUGGAGACCAGAGCAAGAAAGUGGUGCAUGUGCCCUACCGAGACUCGAAGCUGACUCGACUCCUCCAGGACUCCCUUGGGGGGAACAGCCAAACCGUCAUGAUUGCUUGUGUGAGCCCCUCAGACCGGGACUUCAUGGAGACCCUGAAUACACUCAAGUAUGCCAACCGGGCCCGCAACAUCAAGAACAAGGUGGUGGUGAAUCAGGACAAGACCAGCCAGCAGAUCAGCGCCCUGAGGGCUGAGAUCGCCCGCCUCCAAAUGGAGCUCAUGGAGUACAAAGCGGGUAAGCGCGUCAUCGGGGAGGACGGCUCUGAGGGCUACAGCGACCUGUUCCAUGAGAACGCCAUGCUCCAGAAAGAGAACAACACUCUGCGCAUGCGGGUGAAAGCAAUGCAGGAGGCCAUAGAUGCCAUCAACAACAGGGUCACCCACUUGAUGAGCCAGGAGGCCAAUCUGAUCCUGGCCAAGGCAGGUGACGGCAACGAGGCCAUUGGUGCCCUGAUCCAGAACUACAUCCGGGAGAUCGAGGAACUCAGGACAAAGCUCUUGGAGAGUGAGUCCAUGAACGAGUCUCUUCGCCGCAGCCUGUCCCGUUUCUCCUCGCGGCCCCCAUACUCCCUAGGGUCAUCUCCAGGGCAGGGCCUGGGUGUGGUAAGCAGCCCUAUUGCUUCUGUGGAGACAGAGGCCUCUGAUGUCCUCCGACGGGCCAAGCAGGACCUGGAACAGCUGAAGAAGAAGGAGAAGAGGCAACAACGGAAAAGCCCUGAGAAGGAGGCGUUUAAGAAGAGGCAGAAGCUGCUUCAGGACAAUGGGGAGGAGACGGAUGAGAACGAAGUGGAGGAGGAGGAGGAAGAGCGGGAUGAAAGUGGCUGUGAGGAAGAGGACGGGCGUGAGGACGAAGACGAGGAUUCAGGCAGUGACGAGAGCCUGGCGGACUCUGAUUCUGAUCCCGAGGAGAAGGCAGUGAAUUUCCAAGCUGACCUGGCUGACCUGACCUGUGAGAUUGAGAUCAAGCAGAAGCUGAUAGAUGAGCUGGAGAACAGUCAGCGGCGCCUGCAGACUCUCAAGCAUCAAUAUGAGGAAAAGCUGAUCCUGCUACAGAACAAGAUCCGGGACACCCAGCUAGAGAGGGACCGGGUCCUGCAGAACCUCAGCACCAUGGAAUGCUACACAGAGGAGAAGGCCAACAAGAUCAAGGCCGACUAUGAGAAACGGCUGAAGGAGAUGAACCGGGACUUGCAGAAGCUGCAAGCAGCCCAGAAGGAGCACGCCCGCCUGCUCAAGAACCAGUCCCGCUAUGAGCGGGAGCUGAAGAAGCUGCAGGCUGAGGUGGCAGAGAUGAAGAAAGCAAAGGUGGCACUGAUGAAGCAGAUGCGGGAGGAGCAGCAGCGGAGGCGGCUGGCAGAGACCAAGAGGAACAGGGAGAUUGCCCAGCUAAAGAAGGAGCAGCGCAGGCAGGAGUUUCAGAUUCGGGCUCUGGAGUCCCAGAAACGCCAGCAGGAAAUUGUGCUGAGAAGGAAGACUCAGGAGGUCUCAGCCCUGCGUCGCCUGGCCAAACCUAUGUCGGACCGUGUUGCUGGUAGGACAGGUCAUAAGCUGGCGGUGAUGGACUCAGGGGUAGAGGUUUCUGCCAGCACCACUUCAUCGGAACCGGAGUCCGGGUCACGCUCUGUCUCCAGCAUUGUGCGCCAAUGGAACCGGAAAAUCAACAACUUCCUGGGAGACCCUUCACCCUCCCUGAACGGCGCCCGGCCUGUCAGGAAGAAGUUCCCAAAGAAGGGAAUGAGCCAGACCUUCAACAAGGCGGCUCGGCUCAAGUGGCAGUCAUUGGAGCGGCGUAUCUUUGACAUUGUCAUGCAGAGGAUGACCAUCGUCAACCUGGAGGCAGACAUGGAGCGCCUGAUCAAGAAACGGGAGGAACUGUCCCUGUUGCAAGAGGCACUGCUGGGGAAGAGGGAGAAGCUGCAGGCCGAGAGCCCUGAGGAGCAGAAGGGCCUGCAGGAGCUGAAUGAGGAGAUUGAGGCACUGACAGCCAACAUAGACUACAUCAACGACAGCAUCUCUGACUGCCAGGCCACUAUCAUGCAGAUCGAGGAGACCAAGGAAGAGCUGGACUCUAUCGACACUUCGGUGGUGAUCAGCUCCUGCUCCUUGGCUGAGGCACGUCUCCUGCUGGACAACUUCCUCAAGGCCUCGAUUGAUAAGGGGCUGCAGGUGGCUCAGAAAGAAGCCCAGAUCCGCCUGCUGGAGGGGCGCCUGAGGCAGACGGACGUGACCAGCUCCUCUCAGAACCACGUGAUCCUGGACGCCUUGCGGGAGAAGGCAGAGUCUCAUCCUGAGCUGCAGGCGCUCAUCCACAAUGUGCAGCAAGAGAAUGGCUAUGCCAGCACAGAUGAGGAGAUCUCGGAGUUCAGCCUGGCCUCAGAGGGGAGCUUCUCCCAGUCUUUCUCCAUGAAGGGCUCAGCCAGCCAGGAUGACUUCAAGUUUAAGGGGGAACCCAAGCUCUCGGGACAGAUGAAGGCUGUGUCAGCUGAGUGCCUGGGGCCCACACUGGACAUCUCCACCAAGAACAUCACCAAGUCCUUGGCAUCCCUCAUGGAGAUUAAGGAGGAUGGGAUUGGCUUCUCCAUCCAGCAUCCCUACUACAAAGAGAAGGUGUCCCGCACCAUCAGCCUGCCCACCCGUGGGAGCACCUUCCCAAGGCAGUCCCGCGGCUCUGACACCUCACCUCUGACGAGGAGGAAAUCCUAUGACCGUGGACAGCCUGUCAGGACUUCGGAUGUUGGCUUCACUCCUCCCUCAUCCCCUCCCACCAGGCCACGAAAUGACCGCAAUGUCUUCUCCCGCCUCACGAGCAGCCAGAGCCAGGGGUCUGCGCUGGACAAGUCUGAUGACAGCGAUUCCUCUGUCUCGGAGGUGCUGAGGGGCAUCAUUAAUCCAGUGGGUGGUGCCAAGAGUGCCCGGACAGCCCCACUGCAGUGCGUCUCCAUGGCAGAGGGACACACCAAGCCUGUUCUCUGCCUGGAUGCCACUGAUGAGCUGCUCUUCACUGGAUCCAAAGACCGGAGCUGCAAAAUGUGGAACCUGGUGACAGGCCAGGAAAUCGCCUCCCUGAAGGGCCACCCCAACAACGUGGUGUCCAUCAAGUACUGCAGCCACACGGGGCUGGUGUUCACAGUGUCCACCUCUUACAUCAAGGUGUGGGACAUCCGGGACUCUGCCAAGUGCAUCCGCACCCUCACAUCUUCGGGCCAGGUGAUCUCUGGAGAUGCCUGCGCCGGUACCACCACUCGUACCAUCACCAGCGUACAGGGGGAACACCAAAUCAACCAGAUCGCGCUCAACCCCACCGGCACCAUGCUCUAUGCAGCCACCGGCAACUCUGUCCGCAUUUGGGAGCUGAGCAGAUUGCAGCCUAUCGGGAAGCUGACCGGGCACAUUGGGCCCGUGAUGUGUCUCACGGUGAAUCAGACUGCAAGCAACCAUGACUUGGUCGUCACUGGAUCCAAAGAUCACUAUGUCAAGGUGUUUGAGAUUGCAGAAGGCAUGGUGGGUAACAUCGGCCCCACUCAUAACUUUGAGCCCCCCCACUACGACGGCAUUGAAUGUCUGGCCAUCCAGGGAGACGUCCUCUUCAGCGGCUCCAGAGACAACGGGAUAAAGAAAUGGGACCUGGAGCAGCAGGAGCUCACCCAGCAAAUCCCGAAUGCACACAAGGACUGGGUUUGUGCCCUGGCUUUCGUCCCUGGCCGCCCCAUGCUGCUGAGUGCCUGCCGCGGAGGCCUGGUGAAGGUCUGGAACGUGGAUAACUUCACACCUGUUGGGGAGAUCAAGGGGCACGACAGCCCCAUCAAUGCCAUCUGCACCAACUCGAAGCACAUAUUUACUGCCUCCAGUGACUGCCGGGUAAAGUUAUGGAAUUACGUGCCUGGGCUCACCCCCUGCCUGCCACGACGCGUCCUUGCCAUCAAGGGCCGUGCCACUAGCCUGCCUUGACCCACCUGCUCUCUGG